This is a messenger RNA of Onychostoma macrolepis, 2540 nucleotides long. It is a transcript of the gene ptgs2b, whose product is annotated as prostaglandin-endoperoxide synthase 2b. Gene Ontology annotation, biological process: cyclooxygenase pathway; response to oxidative stress. The record is from RefSeq and is a predicted model, not a curated record. Gene Ontology annotation, molecular function: oxidoreductase activity, acting on single donors with incorporation of molecular oxygen, incorporation of two atoms of oxygen; heme binding; prostaglandin-endoperoxide synthase activity. The coding region runs from base 183 to 2003 and encodes 606 amino acids. NCBI's taxonomy places the organism in Eukaryota, Metazoa, Chordata, Actinopteri, Cypriniformes, Cyprinidae. Gene Ontology annotation, cellular component: neuron projection; cytoplasm. The transcript has 10 exons.
UCUAUCCUCUUGCACUGCUGUAGAUGCGCGAAUGAUGAGUCAUCAUGUAGGAAUUCAUUUCAAGCUUGAGAGUCGAGCAUGUUGCGUCACUCCGCUGCUCUUAUAACUGCACCUCUCUCACUCGAAAGUUAAUUCAUUCUCCGAUCUGAACUGGCGAGGAACGACUACUGUACGCCAUUGGAAUGAAUAGCUUGGUAUUAUUUAUUCUUUUGCACCUGGGGUUCAUGGUUUGCCAAGGAGCCAACCCCUGUUGCUCUCAGCCAUGUCAGAAUCGAGGUGUCUGUACGGCAUUGGGCUCAGACUCGUAUGAAUGUGACUGUACACGCACUGGAUAUUACGGUCAAAACUGCACAACACCUGAGUUUCUCACAUGGUUGAAAAUUUCUCUGAAGCCUUCUCCCAACACGGUGCAUUAUAUUCUCACACACUUCAAAAGCUUGUGGAAUAUUGUCAACAACAUGUCGUUUUUGAGAAACGGCAUAAUGAGAUACGUGCUAACAUCUCGUGCCCAUCUGAUUGAGAGCCCCCCUGUAUUCAAUGCUGACUAUGGUUACAAAAGCUGGGAAGCCUACUCAAAUCUCUCCUACUACACUCGCACACUGCCUCCUGUCCCGCACGAUUGCCCAACACCAAUGGGAGUCGCAGGAAAGAAAGAGCUGCCAGACGUGAAGCUUCUGGCUGAGAAGCUGCUUGUCAGGAGGAAGUUCAUCCCAGACCCUCAACGCACCAGUCUUAUGUUCGCUUUCUUUGCCCAACAUUUUACACAUCAGUUCUUCAAAACAGACAUGAAGAAAGGUCCAGCCUUCACAAGAGCCCUGAAUCAUGGGGUUGACUUGGGACACAUAUACGGAGAGGACCUUGAACGCCAACACAAGCUGAGACUUUUCAAGGACGGCAAGCUGAGAUAUCAGGUUCUGCAUGGUGAGGUUUAUCCUCCGACAGUCAGUGAGGUUCAAGCAGACAUGCACUACCCUCCUCAUGUACCCGAGUCCCAUCGCUUUGCCGUUGGUCACGAAGCCUUUGGACUGGUUCCCGGACUCAUGAUGUAUGCCACCAUCUGGCUGCGUGAGCACAACCGAGUGUGUGAUAUACUAAAGCAGGAGCAUCCUGACUGGGAUGACGAGAGGCUGUUUCAGACCGCACGGCUCAUCCUUAUUGGUGAGACGAUCAAAAUUGUCAUUGAAGAUUAUGUGCAACAUCUCAGUGGAUACCACUUUAAGCUCAAGUUUGAUCCUGAACUUCUCUUCAACGAGCGUUUCCAGUACCAGAACAGGAUCUCUUCUGAGUUCAACACUCUUUACCACUGGCACCCCCUUAUGCCUGAUGAAUUUCACAUCCAGGAUGAAGUCUACGAUUAUAAGCAGUUUCUCUUCAAUACAUCUAUACUGACAGACUAUGGCGUCAACAGCUUGGUUGAGUCCUUCACCAAUCAGAUUGCUGGAAGGGUGGCUGGAGGGCGUAAUGUUGCACCAGCUGUGUUAAAGGUGGUCAUGAAGUCAAUUGAAGACAGCAGGAAAAUGCGCUACCAAUCUAUCAAUGCCUACAGGAAACGCUUCAACAUGAAGCCAUACAAAUCCUUCGAAGAAAUGACAGGAGAAAAGGAGAUGGCUGCUGAACUUGAAGAGUUGUACGGGGAUGUGGAUGCUAUGGAGCUUUAUGCUGGGCUGCUGGUUGAGAAGCCCAGGCUCAACGCCAUCUUUGGGGAGACCAUGGUGGAAAUGGGUGCCCCCUACUCCCUCAAAGGACUUAUGGGAAAUCCCAUCUGUUCCCCCGAGUACUGGAAACCGAGCACCUUUGGUGGCAAAGUGGGCUUUGAGAUUGUCAAUACUGUCUCUCUGCAGAAAUUGGUUUGCAAUAAUGUCAAAGGGUCCUGCCCUAUGGCGUCCUUCUACGUGCCUAAUGUAAAAGAUUCAGUACCAUCCACCAUUAAUGCAAGUACUUCCCACUCCGAUCAAAACGUCAACCCAACAGUUUUACUGAAAGAACGGACAUCUGAACUCUGAUAGAUGUGUUCUGUAAGAAAGUAAUUUAUUAUUUAUUUAUUUAUAGGUUAUUUAUUUUAUUUAUUGUACUGAGAAAAUUAUCUUUUAUUUCAUAUUUUUGUAUUUGUAAUGGUUUUUGUACAAAUCUGAUGCUUUGUUUUUAACUAUUUAUUAAAUAUGUACAUUGUAUGUAUUGUAUAAAAUGUUUACAUUAGACCUCAGAUUUUAGCACUGCUAUAAUGCUGAAUAGUUUGUCAUCAUGAUUUUACUUGAAUCACGUUUCUAGUUGUUUACAAUGUUAAAAUGGUUUAACUUGUGUUGUUUGUUUACCGUCUGCCUUUUUUCUUCCUUUGUUUCCUUCAAUCUCCGUAAUGAAACAUCUCAAGAUCUCAGAAUACUAAACAAAAGUUUUCUUUCUAACGAAAUAUCUCACACACUGUUUUGUCUUUGUGAACACUUAUGUUUUAUCUAAAAAAGUAUUGAUAUUUGCUUAUUUUUAUACCUGAAAUAUGACUUUUUGAAAUAAAUCACAAUACGUCUAAUACUUUUACCUUGUUU